Messenger RNA from Solea senegalensis (Senegalese sole), 8313 nucleotides. It is a transcript of the gene cdh24b, whose product is annotated as cadherin-2. Gene Ontology annotation, molecular function: calcium ion binding; cadherin binding. Gene Ontology annotation, cellular component: plasma membrane; catenin complex; adherens junction. The transcript is spliced from 13 exons. The coding region runs from base 215 to 5218 and encodes 1667 amino acids. The record is from RefSeq and is a predicted model, not a curated record. Lineage: Eukaryota; Metazoa; Chordata; Actinopteri; Pleuronectiformes; Soleidae. Gene Ontology annotation, biological process: homophilic cell-cell adhesion; multicellular organism development; cell morphogenesis.
AGGAAGAUAAAAGGCAGUUUGAAGACAAAAAAAAAAAGAAAAAAAGGAGUGACUGACACCUGCUUUCCAGCUCAGUGUGAAGCGCAUAGAAUGGGCGAGUGAGAGGAGGGGUAUGGAAAGAGGAUAAACAGAGGAAAGAAUGAAGAUACCUGGAAAACAAGGCCUGCCUCACAGCAAUCCUCGCUUAAAUUAGGACAAAUCACCACAAGACAAGAUGAUCACAAAACACCUGCUCCUGUUGGUUGCCCUCUGUCUGUGGGAGGGGCUUGCAGGGAGCGCCUCAGCCAAUAAGGUUGUGCGGAGGAGAGGAGUUGGCGUAUCGCACCUGCUAAAGCAGGGGGAAAGCACAGCAGUCGUCCAACGGGAUGCAAAUGUGGAUGCAAAUGCGCUGCCUGUGAUGACUCUCAGAAACCUGAUUAAUCAGCAGGCAGGUGACACCGGAUCUUUUUCCUAUACCAAAAUGUUGCAGACUCAUGCUGCUCCAUCUGGAGCCAACAAGGAGAAGCAAGCUUUCAAGCCCAAGCGUGAGGUUGACUCUGUUUUUAAAAAGGAAGUGACUGCGCACACGUUACCUGGUGACAAGGAGUUGAGCCAGGAUGUGAAGAAAGUUAAGAACAACACCAGGAAUGCAGAGGCUGCUAAAACAGCGAGGACAGACAAAACAUUCACAAUCCACCACAAACCAGAUUUGCACACCAACAAAACCAAGUUUAAAUCCGGUUCUAGAUCCAGGAGCAGACCUGAUUUGAGCGCUUAUACGACAGGUGUUCCAGGGAAAGGCUUCAGCAUAGACGCCAACAGAAAGCUGAACCUCACUGGCAGUUAUGGCGUUUUGAAGCUGCUGUCGAAAGAGAACCUGGUGAGGAUCGUUAAUUCCCAAAUGCAGAGCGUUCCCAGUCUGAGCUUCCCGAGCAAGGGCAGCCGGAGCAGGAAGAGAGAUUUGAUUGACGUUAAUCACAGACAGUUAGAGAGUCAGAAAAUGCUGAGACAAGAUAUGGUUGUCACGCAGCCUCACGCGGGAUUCGAUAAUCAAACUGCAUUUCCUUAUGUAAGCCCAGUCACCCCUUCAGAUCUUAAUCGAGAGCGUGGCGCUAACUCUCCUAUUAUUCCGCUAAUUGAAGUCAAGCCAGCGUUUAGUCAAGAGCAAGUCAACUUGGGAAUAGAGGAUUCAGAUAAUGGUGAUAGCAAGAGCGAACACGUGGUCCAUAUGCUGUCAACAACACCUCGCGGGGAGGUCAGUCUUAGCCCCGAGAAAGAAGCAACAAUCAGCCAAACGGAACCACCGUUUACGUCGACAAAACGUCUCCCGCUGUAUGUUCCCUCUGAAAUGAACAAUCCCCCUCCGUCUGUGCUGACAGCGCAGCACCCGAGAUUAAUACUGGGGAACAGGGCAGCAGAUUCCCAUAGAGACCCAUUAACAGAGUCAGUUCACAGUGCUCAAACAGAACUCAGCACAGCUCAGUACUCCGAAGAUGAAGACAACACACUUGUCAACAGCAGUCAUGUCCUGAGGCUCCAUCCGGCUAACGAAUGGAGCCGCGAUGCAAAAACUGCCGGGAUGCGUGCCGCCGAUCCAGAAAACGGGCAAGGACUUGUGUUUGAGGAAGCAGAGUUGGAGGUAAAAGAGGAGGCGCGUGACCACAUGGAGGGGAAGGGGCCGCGCUCUCGCAGCAGAAGGAGCUGGAUUUGGAACCAGUUCUUUGUGAUUGAAGAAUACGCCGGGCCUGAACCUGUACUCAUCGGACGGCUCCACACGGACAUGGACAGGAAUGAUGGACGCACAAAGUAUGUCCUGCGAGGUGAGGGGGCGGGCUCGGUCUUUGUGAUAGAUGAGAAGACGGGGAACAUCCACGUCACCAAGCCACUGGACCGUGAAGAGAAGGACGAGUACCGUCUCAUCGCCACGGCCACAGACAGGCAGACCGACCGUGCCCUGGAGCCGUCGUCACAGUUUAUAAUUCGGGUGCAGGACAUCAAUGACAACCCGCCUGUCUUUGAUGAAGGCCCCUACAGUGCCACGGUGCCUGAGAUGGCAAAUAUAGGUACGUCUAUAAUCCAGGUGACAGCAACAGAUGCUGAUGACCCAACCUAUGGGAACAGUGCCAAGCUAGUGUACACACUGGUACAGGGACAACAGUACUUCUCUGUUGAUCCUCAAACAGGUAUUCUGCGCACAGCUGUGCCCGACAUGGACAGGGAGACCCAGGACCAGUACCUGGUGCUGCUUCAGGCCAAAGACAUGGGCGGCCACCUGGGUGGAUUAUCUGGGACUACCACCGUUACUGUCAAGCUCACGGAUGUCAAUGACAAUCCACCACGCUUCACCCAGAGUAUGUGGUCCUUCUCGGUUUCUGAGCUGGCCAUCCCGGGCGCCGAGAUAGGGCGUAUUUCCGCCACUGACGCUGACCUCGGCGAGAAUGCCAAGCUGGAAUAUACCAUCCUAGAAGGGGAGACAGGGGACACGUUCAACAUCACAGGAGUGAACCAAGAGGCUGUCAUCAUUCUUAAUAAGGCCGUGGACUACGAGAGUCGGAGCUCGUACUCUUUCUCCGUGGAAGUCCUCAACCCCAUAGUGGACCCUCGCUUCCUGCGUCGGGGCCCAUUCAAAGAUCGAGCCUCCAUCAGAGUCGCGGUGCUGGACGCGGACGAGCCGCCGAGGUUCUCCCGGGCGCGAUAUCACAUGGACGUGUCCGAGAACUGCCCGCCAGCGUGCACCGUGGGCCGGGUCAGCGCUGUUGACCCCGAUACUGGUCUGACCAAUAAUAUCAGGUUUUCUAUCGAUCCUCAGUCGGACCCAGAGGCUCUGUUUCGUGUCACGCCGGACACGGGCCUCAUCACCACCGCCAUGGAGCUGGACCGAGAACGCGAGCACUGGCACAACAUUACUGUCAUUGCAACACAGAGAGACAAUCCCAGCCAAGUGUCCAGAGUUCUGGUUGCAGUAGAGACGUUGGACCUGAAUGACAACGCACCUGAGCUGGACAGGCAGUACACAACAGCCAUGUGCGACUCGUCUUCCGCGGGUCAGGUGGUGCAGGUGUUGCGGGCGAUUGAUAGAGAUGAGGGAGGGAAUGACAGCACCGUGUAUUUCAGCAUCCCUCCAGAGUCCAGCGCUGCUCUCAACUUUAGCGUCAGGGACAGUGGUGGCCCCACAGCCAGCCUGGUGCUCCUGUCCCAAAUACAGCCACUGUCGCGCUCCCCAUCCUCCACCCUGACGCUCUUCGUGCCCCUUGUCCUGAGGGACGGGACAUCAGGCCUCACGAGCACCGGGACGGUCACUGUGUCCGUCUGUCCCUGCCUGAGAGGAGGGGCACAGACCGGGGAGAAAGAGAAGAACAAAGAGAUGGAGGGAGAGUGGGACUCGGACCGAGAGGCAGUGUGUCUCCCUCAGCACUCCACACUGCCGUCCCCUGGUCUCAGUACUGCCGCCCUGUUGGCCAUCCUGGCCUGUGUCGCUACACUCCUCGCGGUGAGUGCCCUGUCACUGUCACUGCGGCGUCAGAAGCGCGACUCCCUGUCACCGCUGGAGGAGGACGACGUGCGCGAGAACAUCAUAACGUACGACGACGAGGGCGGGGGAGAGGCUGACACGGCCGCCUUUGACAUUGCAGCGCUGCAGAGUGCGCCGCACAGCUCGCACUCACGUGGCUACCGCACGCUGGACAGCAGGAAUGUUCGUUACACACAACGUAACCAUGAAAAAGCUCGCACCUACAGCUGGGCUCAGAAUCCGGGUGUGGAUCACAACUACUCAGGACCAGGAGGAGGAGGAGCCCUCUAUGGCCGACUCUGUUACAGCAGCCACACUUUACCAGUUCUCCGGCGCACUCCAGGGGGAACAUUUGAACCCGGCUUAGCAGAGCUCGGGUACCGCUAUCCUGGAGGCCAACCUGACCACUCACUGGUCAUCCAGAACCAGGGGGCCAUGGUAGGGCCCAUGGAGUCAGGGGCAGUUUACAUAGCCCCCAACGACCUCAGCACGGGAAGCCGAAUGGGGAGUACUGCGGGAAGUCGAGACGGGACUGCAGUGAGCACGUCGGACGGAGGAACGCCGAGGACCAGUGACAGCCAGGAGAGAGGAGGGGGCACAAGAACUGCAAGUAACUGCACAGAGGGGAGCAAUGAGGACCACGUGAACCACAGUCAAGAUGUUGAUUGGCUCCGAAGUGAACCCACUCAUGCCCACCUACGUUCCCACCAGGUGCAGUCGGAGACUUUACCCAGGGAGCACACCCAUCUGGUCAUGACCCGCUCCGGCUCCAUGAUUGGCCAGGGUCACGGCGCAGGAGGCUGGGGGAACGAGUCAGCCACGCUCCCCCUGGCAGGACGCCGGGCGUCUUGUGCUGGUUCAGCCCCAAAAGGCACAAGCUCUGGCCAGGCUGAGUCCGACUCCAGUGCAGGAGGUGGAGGUGAAAGAGGAGGAGGAGGAGGGUGUGGAGGUGGAAAUGGAAGUGGGGGUACAUCCACAGAUGGACAACACCAACCUGGCAAUGGACGCAACUACACCACAGGCCUGCAGGGGGACAUGUCUGGACAGAGGGACUUUGCUAGCAGCUUGGGGAGACGAGGACUGGAGAUAGGGAGCAACUUUGUGGUGGCACGGCCAGACAGGGAGGGUGGAGGGAUAUCACUGACCGGGACUCCACCUGUCUACACAGAUGCACCUGGCUUUAUUGGGAACUGGCGUGAUGGGAUGGGUCUGGGAGGGUAUGUCUUGGGUAGGAGAGAUAUGACCCCGCAGCUUUUGCCCUUUCCUGGGCAACCUAGAGGAGUGUAUGGUGGAGUGAUGGGUUUUGGUGCUGGUUGGGUUCCAGGGAUGGAGGCAGCCAGAGGUUCACCUGGGCCUGGGGGUCCCUCCUUGGCACUGAGGGUGGGUGAGUUCCUACGUCUGCGUCUCGCCCAGGUCACGUUCGAUCCCUCACAGCCACCAUAUGACUCUGUGCAAGUGUACGGCCUUGAGGGAACAGGUUCCAGAGCCGGAUCCCUCAGCUCACUGGAGAGCGAAGGCGAGAAAGAGGCAGAGAAAGAGGAUUGGGGCGCGGGGCUGGACGAGUGGGGUCCACAGUUCCAGAAAUUAGCCCAACUCUUCAUAGAAAGGGAGAAAGAGAAGGAAGACAAGGAUCAAGCUGAAGACGGGGCCAAAAAAGAGAACGGAAUGAAGGGGGACUCAGAAAGGAGAGAGAGAGGAGAGCAGACUGGAGAUGAGGGGAAAGACUGAGGAAAGAUGAAAAUGAAACAAAUAGGGCAAAGGGAGUACAGGAGGAAGGGAGGGAAAAGGAGGAUGAUGAAAAGGCAACCAGAGCUAGAAUAAUGUGAAGAGAAGUUAAAGGGGAGAAAGAUGAAGAGGCAAAGUAAUAAAAAGAGACGGAGAAAAAUGAGCUGAGGGAGGAUGGAGAAUGCAAGGGCAGGGUAGGGAGUGAUUGAUGUAAUUUAAAGCAAUAAGUGUUGAAACGCUGAUAUGGUUGAGCACAGAUACUGAGACAAUGCAGAGGCUGCUUUUGCUUGAGGGCAGCAACAAUUUGUUAAACGCUUUGGACGAAGAAAAACAGCCCAAACAUCCAAGACUCGAUUUAAUUCAACUCUCACGUAUUGGAAUGAGAAACAGCAGGAAACAAGGAAGGAGGCGGUCCUCGUCUCAUGUCAGUGUGUGUGUGUGUGUGUUCAGUUGUCUGCGUGUGCGUUUGCGUGUGAUUGAACUCUGUGAAGACAAACACGGUGGCACAAGCAAAGAGCGCGUUGAGUCGUGUGUUGAUUAGUGUUCGAGUGUGAACUUGUGCGUAUUUGAACAAAGACGUAGGAACAGUGGCAGGAACAGACUCUGGAGAUAAAUCCAGAGACUCUUUAAUGAACGAUGACACCAGAGCCCCAGCAUUAGUUUUCAGAGACAUUGUGAAAGAGUAAACAUUUAACAAGGAACGUUAGGAAAGUGAGAAAACAAUGAAAUCUAUAUUUGAGUAUAAAAUUAAUGGAAUGGGAAAUGGGAUAUAUAUAUAUAUAUAUAUAGAGAGAGAGAGAGAGAGAGAGAGGGCUGCGGAAAGUGAGACAAUGUACAGAAUUUACUUUUUAAAUUCCAUCUACAGUGGCGGAAAAUUGAAUUAUUCAGUUCAGUAUUUCAUUCCAAAUGAAAAUGAUGAAUCAUUUAAAUCCUGCAAAAGAUUCUCCCUCCUCUCAGCCCACGAGGAAAACAGACAUUGUGAAAAAUUUUAAUGAUUUAAAGUGUGCUCUCACACACACACACACACACACACACACAACUCCUCUCAUACCCUCUGGCAUUUUGUAGUUGACUCUUCAUCUGUUUACCGAGAUUUACAUACAAACACAGACACACUAUAAAUGAUAAACACAACAACACCAUGUGCAAGUAUUCAGUUGACCAUAUGGAGUAAUGAUGAGUCUAUUAUUUAAGGGGUUUUUUUUCCUAUGGAAGGAGUAGCGCCCGCUCGUAGUCUCACUUAAUCUUCAGGACAAAUCUGCAUGAGUCUGAAAACACAAGCCCAAAAAAAGGUUAACACGGCAACCUGUUCCCCCACUAAACGCUCAUACUGCCCGAAUUGAAAUAUUCUGCUAAGUAAAAAAAAAAGAGAAGAAGAAUGGGACAGCGCCACGCUGACGUACCGUGAUAAACUUUUUUGUUUUUGUUCCCGUUAAAGGUCAGGAUGCAGGAUGAGCUGGACUUUUCAGCUGGAAUGCACUUUUAUACUGUGUGAUGUUCAGUAAUAAUAACAAUGUCAAAGAUUACGGUUGUUUUUAUAAGAUGUCAAUUAAACAAAAAAAGAAAUGUUUAAAUGUGUGUAAAAGCAUUUCAAUUGUAAAUACCACUGGAUAUUAUAGCAAAAGAGAGUAUAUGAAAUAAGUUUUAAAAAAAAAAAAACCACAUGUCCAAACGGAGCACUGCUGGGACUGUCUGUAUGUACGGUCGACAAGAAAUGGAUCAAUGGUGCUGGUCUUUGCAGCAUCCUGGACUACAAACAAGACCCACAUCUCAACAUCUGUGUGCUAAGUGAACAGUUUUGGGGCUUGUUUUUGUGGUUGCUGACACAUGAGAUGGACAAGCCAAGGAUUCAAUUAUAUAUGUGGCCUCUGGCAAAAGUUUGUUGUGAAAAAUAUUAGGUUGCAGGAAGCCUGUGAGCUCGCCUAUCCCAGCAAGGAAACAAUUUUGAUGAAAAUCCACUGGUGUGAGAAGAAAUUUCCCUACUGGGCAGAUAACAAAUAUCCGUAUUAUUCCUUAAGUCUGGAUUCUUAUUCUGCAGAAGUAGAAUGAGAAUUUGUAAUGAGCUUUGAGCCCAUUGCUGCCUUUAGUGCUGCAUUGCCUGAAAGACGUGGAACAAAGUUUUACACACUGCUACGUCUCUUGGAAAAAAAAAUAAAGUAAUAUAAAUAAAUAAAUGAAUAAAUACGAGGGCCUGUGUAUUAGAGGUCAUUUUUGAUAGACCGCUAUGAAACCGUUCAAACAUUUCAGGCAGUGCAACUCGUAGGCAAUAUUAAAACUGCCUCGACCUCUCCACACACAGUAUAUUUUUUUGAGUCCGGACAGGAAGUUGACCACAGAGGCUGACGUGAAUGUGGACAUGUUUUGGUGCGCCAUCACAGAAAUGUCACCCCUCAUACCCCUGGUUCACUGUAAAAGCCGCACACGUAAGUCAAGCUCCAGUGCUGUUUGUGUCCGCCACCCUCGUCUUGUGCUCUCAACACUUUGACAAGCGGGAUGUCAGACUCCACGUUUGAAAUCAAGUCCAUAUAUACCUCUGUACUCGUUACAGUACCAACGGACUCGUCCAUGCAGUGGACCGAUGUACAAAUACUGCACAGUCACCAUAGAAGAGCAGUGGGUGCAGAACCUCGGGAGAGUGGGACAAGGCUCUGAGUUCUGAUUAUUUUUGGCUGAUUAACUUACUAACUCAACACCCACAAGCUUCUUAAAUGUUGUCUAUAGAUGUGUAAUAUAGAUAUAUGGUUUUUGUUUUUGGUAAUUAACUCUAUUUAGGAACUUUCUUGAUCAUCGUUCUCCAAAAGUCAUUGAAUCCGACUUUCUUGAAGAUGUCCCGCCCCCCCCAUCUCAUCCAAGAGGCUUCUUCAGCUCUGGAAGUUGUUGGUGACGCCCAAUUUAGUGUGCAGCCCCAAUGAAUGUCAUUGGAACACAUUGGAGAUACUGUGAGCACUGCCCACUAACUUCCAGAGGUGAAAUGUCUUGGUUAUGUAAUGGUAAAAAUCACUGGAUUGCAUAACAGAAAACGGAAAACACAGCAUCCAGUAUGGUCCAAAAAAACUGUCCUUAUUUCACUAAGGACAGACUGAAAAGUGUAUAUUGUU